Molecule: messenger RNA, 972 nt
Organism: Puccinia graminis f. sp. tritici CRL 75-36-700-3
Lineage: Eukaryota; Fungi; Basidiomycota; Pucciniomycetes; Pucciniales; Pucciniaceae
Exons: 4
Coding region: 1-972 (323 amino acids)
Source: RefSeq, a predicted model, not a curated record
AUGACAGAUAAACCUUAUGACCCUCAUCAGGCAAAUCAAGCGGCCGAGGAGUCUUCAGACAACGAGGAAGAAGAACAACAAGUCAGAUGUAUUCAUCUAGCCGAAGAGGCCAACGAUUCACAACAAACCAUAGAUCCCGAAAUCCAAUCAACUCAGGAGGAGUAUCGCCUCCUGAUGAAAGAAUAUAACUGGAACGUAUUGAUAAGAUCCCUGCACACCUGGUACAUGGCCCUCAAGCUGCACACAAAGAAUUGGAGCGGCGACAACGCAUACAAUCAAAUCCCCUCAAAUGACUGCAAAUGCCCAACUUCAAAGAAGACAAGCCGCUAUGUUGACCUUGUUGAUUUAUAUGGUCAACAUCGGACACUCGUCGAGUUCUGCAAGUGUAUGCACGAUGCCGUCCACCUAUUGAAGCGAGGCUACUUACCCAGAUCUCCAAUGAAACCUCAAACCGCCUUCUCCCUUCCCCUGCUCAUAUUUCACAACUCGCUAUGGAACCACAGUCACAUUGGUAUGCAACCAUUCACCCUUGCCCUCACAGAAUUCCUUGAGCCACGAUCUGAGAGAUUAUUUGUCAAGAACGGGAUUCAUGCCCGAGAAAUGCGGAAGCCUUUUUCAGGAGCAGUUGACCUAUUCAGGCAACUUGAAGAGAAAACAGACAAUAUGAUUGACUCGGCCCUUCAACUGACGGAUCAGCAGAUUCUAGCGGGAAGAUCGUGUCCAGCUUGCUUUGGUCCAGAGCCUUCAAACUCAAAAGAUUACCCGGAAGCCACUCGAAACCGUCUGGUAAUCUGCCUCAAUGGCAACUUCCAACACAGGCACCACUCAAAAACCAGUCGAGAUUAUGAGACACUUUGGUUUCCACGCAUAUUUCUAGCGGAGGGAGCCAUUGAAAACAUGACUGCAGAAAUCAGACACAUGGAUCUGCUCAGUAAAACUCCAAGUCAGCUCUCUGGCAUCUGCAAUCAUUGA